Podarcis lilfordi (Lilford's wall lizard) is the source of this 11364-nucleotide messenger RNA. The record is from the annotation of a GenBank genome assembly. NCBI's taxonomy places the organism in Eukaryota, Metazoa, Chordata, Lepidosauria, Squamata, Lacertidae.
AGGUGGAGCAGAGGUGGCCUCGGAGCAAUGCCCACCCCCGCUUCUGGGAUAAAUAGAGCGGUUUGGAUGGCAUCCGCGACGGGCAUUUCGCUUUCCCCAUGGCAGGCUGAGCAGAGCAAGGGGGAAAGGGGGACCAAGAGUGAAUGAAGCCCCCUUUCACAGCAAGCCAGCGCCUCCCUCUCCUGUCUGACCCGGGAAAAGAAGCGCACCGACGUUUGGCUCUGCUGGAGUCGUCAGGAUUGAAGCCCGCUCGCCCCCUCGGGGUUCUUUAAAGCCAGGAGCUGAGCUCGGGGUGACUCUCUCUUUCUCUCGCUCUCCCUCCGUCCAGCCUCUGUGGAGUCAUUCCUCCUCCGCUGCCUGCGCCCAUGGACGUGCUAGGCCACAUGGAGAUCACCGACGGCUCGCUCUGCUCCUUCUCGGCCGCCGAUGACUUCUACGACGACCCCUGCUUCAACACGUCGGACAUGCACUUCUUCGAGGACCUGGACCCCCGGCUGGUGCACGUGGGGGGCCUGCUGAAGGCCGACGAGCACGGCCACCACCACGGCCACGAGGACGAGCACAUCCGCGCGCCCAGCGGGCACCACCAGGCGGGCCGCUGCCUGCUGUGGGCGUGCAAGGCGUGCAAGAGGAAGACCACCAACGCCGACCGCCGCAAGGCGGCCACCAUGCGCGAGAGGAGGCGGCUCAGCAAGGUCAACGAGGCCUUCGAGACGCUCAAGCGCUGCACGUCCACCAACCCCAACCAGCGCCUGCCCAAAGUGGAGAUCCUGCGCAACGCCAUCCGCUACAUCGAGAGCCUCCAGGCGCUGCUGCGCGAGCAAGAGGACGCCUACUACCCGGUGCUGGAGCACUAUAGCGGCGACUCGGACGCCUCCAGCCCCCGAUCCAACUGCUCCGACGGCAUGGUGAGUUUCAGGUUUCCGCGCAAACGCAGGCCUUGUUCUUGACUUGGCUCCCAUGCCUAUGAGAAGCAGGCAGCCCACAGGGGCGAUUUCUAUCUUUAUGGUAGCAAAGCGGGUAUCUCUUAAAAGCCUGUUGGUCAUGUAAGUGUUAAAGGUGCAGGAGCUGUGCCCGAAAUAGAACGGCAGUUCUAACACUUAGAUUUCUUUCUGUGCCAUGAUCUAGGGAGGGAACGGAGCCCAAAGAAGCUUUCUCCUUUGUCUUCAGCCAAACUAAGACCAAGAAUCUUCAGUGUCAUGACAAAGCCCCGCGACAUGCCAGGUCACUACACACCCUGAGCAUGUAAUGAGUUCUUUUCUGCCACCUCUGAGUAAUCACAGUCCCUCAUUGGAAUAUAGACCAGGAGAACUGGGGGCAUCAUUUCCUAGAAGGCUUAAGCUCCCCGCAUCUCUUUUCAAAUAAAUGAAGACUUCACCUCUAUGUGUACCAUCUUCUGGGAGCAAGCACCCUUGAGAUCAGUGGGUUAAAACACUGAGCAUCCACUAGAAGCAGAGAGAAAACUUGUUUUCUGUACUCUGAUUCCCCUGGGAGAAAGGACCAUCCUCUUUUAAUCUUUGUGUCUUAAGAGUACAGGGAUUUUUUUGUUGUGUUUUUUUUUGGGGGGGGGGGUUGUUACCCAGGAGCAGUCCUGUUUCUCCAGAGAACAGAACAUCCUCUGGGUAACAUCUUUGUCCAGAUAUUAGCCUUCUGCUGUGCCCUGGUCCCAUUGGGAGGUUUCCUUGGCUGGCUGAGCCCUCCAAAAGGGGGCUCCUCUUUGGCACAGUGUAGGAGAUUUCUUCUCUUUCUCUUGGGGAUCGUGGUGACAUGGCUCCUCCAGCAUACUCUCAGGGAAUCUGGGAUACAAGGGGGAAACUUCUCUCUCUUCUGGUACUAUUAGAGUAGAUAGACCUGGGUGAUCAGAGGAGGGAAAGCAAUUUCUUUCUCAGGCCAUAAUGAACUAGUUAGGCUGCAAGCAUAAACCCAAAGGAAUUCUGCGUAAUUCAAUUCUCAGCGAAUAAGCACUGGAUUGGGACACCUAAACCACCACUUUUAUUCAUUUAGUCAUGAAUUCUAUGAACAUAGGCUCCCACUGGGACAUACAAUUCAAUGAAUAAAAUAAUACAAUAAAAAGCAAUCGGCAACAUAAAACACUGCGGCCCCCAUGCAGUUUACUGAUCAAACUGUAAACCAAUGAACAAUGAAAUGAAAUAUUGCUCUGUCUUUUUGCUGCUACAGAAUGACAUGAGUACUUUUCUGAAGUUCAUGUCCCCUUGUCCUCCCAGGGCAUAGUGCUCUUGCAAGGAGUACUGUAAUGACUUUAUGCUUGGAGAAAGAAACAAUAGCCUUCUUGCCUGGUUCUGCUGUGAUUUCUUGACACUUGGGAAAGAGAUACUUAUUCACUUCUAUGUAAUAAAGUUGGGUUUUUGAGACAGUGGCUGGCAGCGUAUAUCAAGCUCUGAUCUCAUGCGACCCUGCAGGAAAGGGGCAGUUGAAAGCAGAUGCUUCUAUAACCAUGGAGUACAACCAUCUUUAGAGGGCAGCCACUAAAACGUUUUAGUACACAACCAGUGUUAUUUACUAUGCAAACCUAUAUAUGAGUUCAGUGGAACUUGCACCUGCUAAUCCAGGACUUAUUUUAUUUCUGAGCAGAUAUGUGCAAGACUGCAGUUUGUUUGGGGCUAUAAUGGGACGGAUAGGACUGUGGCAAGAUAUUCAGCGACUGGCUAUAGCUAGCGGUGAUGUACAAAGCAGUGAUGACCAUAUCUUGCAUUGUGCUAAUGGUGGGUAGUGGCCUCAUGACAAACUGCGCCUGUGUUAGGUGGUGGAGGAGGAACGCACCAAAGAGAGGCAAUGUUUAUGUAUGAGAGAGAGAGAGAGAGAGAGAGAGAGAGAGAGAGAGAGAGAGAGAUUGAGUGGUAACCAACAGCAUGCAUUAGGGACAGAGGCAGGGAGAGAGACAGAGGAGAGAUUUUUCUUUCUUUCUCCCAGUCCAGUGCUUACUACUGGAAUCAGGAGAGAUUUAAGUGAAGUGGAAUUUGCUACUCAAAAAUUGCCUGUCACCUUCUUGUUCCAUGUUUGGACAUGGCAGGUAUAGAUAACAGAACAAUCCUCAGAUGUAUUGGUUCAUAUUGGUCCCAGCACAUUCAAAGGGCUGUAAUGUAAGGGGAUGUAAAAUAAGUGUAGUCACCCACCCACCUAUAAGAAGUCAUGAUAGGAAUUUAUACAGUUGCUGAGUUUGUCUCUUGCCAAAUGUAGCAAAGAGCAAAUGCAUGUUAGAAGUCAAGAAGAGAAAACCACAAAUAAACAAAGAGGUUAAAGGCGCAUAAAAUCCUUUAAGGCAGGCAUGGCCAAACUUGGCCCUUCAGCUGUUUUGGGACUACAAUUCCCAUCAUCCCUGACCACUGGUCCUGUAAGUUAGGGAUGGUGGGAGCUGUAGUCCCAAAACAGCUGGAGGGCCGAGUUUAGUCCAUGCUUUCCUCCUCUUUUCAUUUAAAAGGCUGGAUUGUUAUACGUGUGUUUCCUGGAGCAAACGCAUAAAGUGUGAAUGACAUGUGUGCACCCUUAAGAACUCCUAUACACAUUUGGACACCUGGUAGCCCUGAUCGUAUUUCUGACCUAAUGUCUUGGUUUUGUUUCCAGCUGGAUUACAGUGGACCCCCUUGCAGCUCCCGCAGAAGGAACAGCUAUGACAGUAGCUACUAUACAGAAACACUAAAUGGUAAGUAUCUGCCUCAUAAGAAAUACAUUAUUCUAUAUUAUGCUCUCCACAAAUAUUAUUAUUAUUACUUUUACAUUCUGAUCAUUAUUACUAUUAUUAUUUUGAUGGAUGCCUUUUAAUGUAACUUGUACAUUACAUUUUUUUAAUUAUAGACCACAAUCUUCUUUUUUAAAAAAAUGGCAAUUGGACCAAAACUUUAAAAUUAUUGGGUGCUUUUUUGCCUUCAAAGGCCAUUGUACAACUUAUAUUAAUCUUUAUUUAUUGUUGUGUUUGCUUAUUACUUUUUCACCUCACCUUCCCGCCCAAAGGAAGUCCACAGUGCCAUACAUGCAAUCCAACAUAAUAACAAAAUAAAACACUAAAGCACUCGUAUAUAAAAACUGUAAUAAAACAAUGAUGCAAGUCCCAGCAUUCAGAGUUUUGAAAACAGCAGCCCCAAUUGCCCUUCUCAGAAGGCUUGGGGAAAAAACAGUGUUUUUUUAGCUUUUGGCAAGAAGAUGCUAUCUACCGGUAUGUGGAGGAAGUUUCCAGUGGGGGGGGGGUGCCACAGACAAGGUGGCAGCUGUGGGCAGGAUGGCAAGUGAGCCCUCCCCCUUAUUAAUAAAGAAACCUUUUAUAUAACUCAUUUGGCUUUUAAUUUCCAUUGACACCUCUCAGAACUGUACGAGGCCUGUUGAUUCACCUAUGAAUAGGUGUGUGUUGUUGUCAGUGGGGACCCUAUGGCAAAACAGCUUCUCCUUGGUACUGCUUCUGAGACUUCCUGAUCUCCUUGUCCUCAGAUUCAAAGCAAGGGAAGAGUUCGGUCAUUUCCAGCCUAGAUUGCUUGUCGAGCAUCGUGGAGAGGAUUUCGACAGACAGCACUGCCUGUGCCAGCCUGUCCACAGUUGAAAGUGGAACCGAGGGGAGCCCCUGCUCACUCCAGGAAGGGGCUAGCCUGAGCGAGCCUGGAGCCCAAAUCUCCUCUCCAGCUACCUGUACCCCUCUCCCUCAGGACAAUGUCAGCAGCAGCAGCAGCAGCAACCCCAUCUACCAAGUGCUAUAAAGCCAUGGGGGACAGAAACUGCCAACAGGAGUGGAUCUCAGCCGAUACACUUAAGCCUGCCUUCCGAAGAUCGAAAAAGACAGUACUUGUGGGUUUUUGGUUUUCCUUACCAGUUUUAAUCUGUAUCUAAUGAUUCCAAGCUUGCAUUACUUCAAAAUACACUUAUUUAUUAGUUAUAAACGAAAGCUAUUUGUAUAUAGAAGAACUUUAGAAUUGCAUACCAUGAAAUGGCUAAUGUUGAAUCUGUGCUUUUAAAAAGGGGUAUCCUUAAGUUUGAGGGUCUUCUCAGAUCCUGUGAGGAAUAAACUCUUGAGGUGAACCUGCACAAAGGUUGCUUAACUACCACGGAUUUCAGUCUGACUUGGCCUACAAUCCUAUGCCCACUGACGUGGGGUUAGGCCCAUGUAAGUAACUCAGUGGGACUUACUUCUGAGGAGGCAUGCAUAGGAUUGCACUGUUAAGCAACCUAAGGCUGCACUCUUCUUAUACACACUUGCCUGGGAGUAAGCCUCAUUGGAAUCAGUGGGACCUAAUUCCGAGUAGACACAUUAUAGGAUUGCAGCCUUCCUUUCUCCUCAGAAACAUAGACAUCCACGUAUAUUUUUUAAAAAAAGGUUGUGGACCAUUUUUUAAAAUACUUAUUUUGUAUACUUGUAAAUAAGAGUUGCUUUGCAAAAAAAAGAGAAAAGAUUCCAACAAAACAACCCAAAAAAAUUUACGUAUUUAAUGUUGCUUGGUUUGUCGUGCCAAACUUUAACUUUAUAUAUUUAUACAAUGUGGAUGCUGAGAAUGUUUUCAACAGUAUUCUAAAUAAAGAACCUUAUUUAUAAAACUGCUGGAGUUAUUCUGCCUUUGGUUAGGGAAUUUCCUUUUUUUAUUUUUUAGAUUUUCAGUUUUACAAUUACAUUAUUUUCCGUUCUUAUACAGUAGUUCUUUUAGACUUCCCAGCCAGCAUUCCAUAACAUUUCUUUGUACAUCUUGCUUAGUUGCAUAUACAUUAAUUCCUUUACCUUAUUUCCCACAUUUUCAUAACCUUAAUAUUGUCAACUGUUGGUCACAAGGUAUCCUCUACCUGAAAUUUAUACAGUGGCACCUUGGUUUACAACCAUAAUCUGUUCUGGAGGCCUGGUUGUAAACCAAAACAGGAUGUAAUCCAAGGCGCGCUUUCACCAAUGGGGCCUCCCCCCCAAAAUUGGUUGUAACAUUAAAAAAAUGGGUUGUAAUUUUUUUAAAAAGGGACACACGCUUCUGGGUUUGACGUGGUUGUAAUCCAAAACGGUUGUAAUCCAAAGCGGUUGCAAACCAAGAGCCCACUGUAUUUGAGAUCAUUUUUUUCUAAAUACUCCCCUAGAUACUUCCACUCACUCCUCUGUUUGUCUCUUGAUUUCUUAUUUUAGAUGUCGUACUUGCAAGCUCUGCAUAUUCAAUUAAUUUAUUUAACAAUUGUUCUUUUCCUGGAGUCUCUCUUUGUUUCCAGUAUCUUGUGCAUACUGUCCUCGCAGCUGUUGUGGGCUUUUUUGGUAACUCAUUCCCAAGUAUGCCUAGAAGGAAUUCUUCCAGUUUCUUGGGGAAUGUGAGUUAAACUUUUUUUCACCAUUUUCUGAAAUUCCUUUGUCCGGAUGCAUUUGCACCAUAAAUGAAUGAAUGCAACCUCUGCGUCUAGGCAUUUCCAACAACGUUUUGAACCUCUUUUGUACAAAUUGGGCCAUUUAACUGGUGUCAAAUACCAUCUAUACAUGCAGAGAAGUUCAUUGUUGAAUUCCGUAAUUUUUCCUAUGCAACAAUUUCAAUAUUAUGCCCAAUAUCAAUGGCCAAUUUUAUCCUUGCCUCCUUUAUGAGUUCAUCUUUGGUCUCCCAUUCUAACAAUAAUUUAUGUAUUUUUGAGAUUAGUUUUUUGUUGGGCCCCAAAUCACUUUUUUCAAAUUCUGAAGCUUCUUGAAUGGAUCCUCUUUCUUUAUCUUUUCGAAACAUCUCCUUUGUUUGAAAAUAUUGAAACCAGUCAGAUAUCCAGAUAGAUAAUCUUUUGCCUAUCUCUUAGUUUUAUAUUGCCCUCUUUGUAUUCAAGGAUGUCUUUAUACUUUCCCCAAGUCCUAUCCAUAUUUAACCUUUUUACUGCAACUGCUUCUACCAGUGAAAUCCAACCGGGAGUCUUUCUUUCUAGGAUAUCUUUGUGUCUCAUCCAGACCUUAUAUAAACUUCUUCUAAUCACAUGAUCAUAAAAACCCUUGUGAACCUUAGUUUUUUCAUACUAUAGGUACACGUGCCAUCCAUAUAUCAGAUUGGUCCCUUCUAAAACCAAUAUAUUCACUUCCUUCAGUUCUAUCCAUUCUUUCAUCCAGCUUAGACAGGUUGCUUCAUAGUAAAGUUUCGGAUCCGGGAAAGAAACCCACCCCCUUUGCUUUUCAUCUAUUAAUAUUUUAUUUUUAUCCUUGUUUUUUUCUUUUGCCAUAGGAAGUUUAAUAUAUCUUUUUUUCCAUUUUGUAAAGCAGUUGGAGUUGGAUAUUACAGGUAAUGAUUGAAAUAAAAAUAUCAUUUGGGGCAGGACAUUCAUUUUAAUUACAGAUAUCCUACCCAGAAAAGACAGGUUCAGGCACUCCCAUUUUUGAAAGUCUUUUUUCAUUUCAGUCCACACUCUGUUAUAGUUGUCUUGAAAUAAGUUCAGAUUUUCAGAUGCAGUCCAGACUCCUAAAUAUUUAAUUCUCUUUCCCACUUUGAUUCCUAAGUCAUUUCCUAAUUCUUUCUUUGUUUUGUUAUUUAUAUUCUGAGUUAGCAUUUUCUUUCUGUCUUUAUUAGUAUAAAAUCCCACCAGGUUGCUGAACGUUGUAAUAACUUCCAAGGUUGUUGGUAGGCUUUCCAAAGAAUUCUCUACUGUUAUAACUACAUCGUCUGCAAAGGAUUUAAAUGUAUAUAUUCUCUGUCCUAUCCAUAUGCCCUUUAUUCUCUCUUCCUCCCUUAUCUUUCUUGCAAGUACUUCCAAUACCAGAUUAAACAAUAGCAGAGAUAAGGGGCAUCCUUGUCUAGUACCUUUUAAAACUUGAAAUUCUGAGAAUGUUUUCAACAGUAUUCUAAAUGAAGAACCUUAUUCAUAAAACUGCUGCAGUUAUUCUGCCUUUGGUUAGGGAAUUUCCCCGUUGCUUUCAGUACAGUGUUAGCAAAUGCACUUCUCAUUCAGUGAAGAAUAUUCACUCUCCCUAUAUAAGAAUAAGGUGAAUUACAGUGCAAACUUACACCUGUCUACUUUGAAGUAAAUUCAGUUGACUUCAAUGGGACUUACUCCAAGGCGUAGCAGAUUGUAGAUUGAUUCCAUCCUUCUUUGGUGGAUGAUAUUGAUGGCCAUAGGCUAGGAAAUCAAGGUUGUGAGUUCUCGCUGUGUGUGGCCACAGUCUAUAGCACACCAUCUUCAAGAUAAUUUAGUCAAAAGGUAUGAUGUCAUAGAAUUGUAGCAUUGGGAGCACCUAGUCCAACCCUCUGGUAUGUAGGAAUCUCAACAAAAGCAUCCAUGACAGGUGGUCAUUGAUUAAUAAAUUCAUUUAAGACUUUUGAUAAUUCUAUUCUCUAAUGACAUUCUAGGUAACAACCAGGCUGCAUUUCAAUCCAUACAAUGUUUUGCUAAUGGCUGUAGAGCAGGAGGGGCUAACCAGAUGUUGCCUUCCAGAUGUUGCUGGACUACAGCUCCCUCCAUCCCUGGCCAAUGGCAUGCUUUUGCUAAAUAAAUGCAUUUUUUUGUAAACACAGGUUAGUUAGAAAACUGCAUCACAAAAUUUGGAUACGUGUGAAUUUCAAAGGAUGGUUAUGUUUUCAGUUCUCAUACUGCUUUGGAAAGUGCAAGUUUGAUAAAUUCUGAUUUAAAUGCAAACCGAAUGGAAUUUCUCGCCCAUCCCUACUUCAAAUUGCAGGCCCCCUUUCACUGAUGUGCUGCUUUUGUGUGAGCUGGCAUAGAAGUUAACACUGAGGACCUUUUGAAGCAUAUUGGGCUUCUUAUUCACGAGCAGAUCAUAUACAAUAGAGAUGGGGUUCUUUUAAAGUUCUUCAAUACUAUGAGAAUCUUUCCUUUUUUCGUUUCAUUUUGGGUAAUUAUCAAACUCUGGAGACUUUUUCUAUUGUUGCUUGUGUGUGUUCUGUGUAAAUAACUAUCUGUCUUUUUGUAAGUAAGAUAAAUGUUUGAGGGUCACCACAUAUUAUUGUUGUUUUCUUGAUUAUUAUUUUUUUAACCAUAGCUACAUGUUACUUUAAUCACUUUAAACACUUUAAAUGUAUGAAGUAUUUUAAACUCCUUCUUCAACUGAAAAAGGUUCCCAGAGUAGCUUACCAUGAUCAGGACUAAGAUGGUCCCUGCCCUUAGGCUUACAAUCUAAAAGGCACGGCACAAAAGGAAAAUAAAUUGGGAGGGAGGAGGAAAAUAAGAAAACACAGGCACUAGUUCUUAGUUCAGAGUUCUUUCUUAUCAUUGUUAACAGGGAGGGUAAGCAACAUCUCUGCAGAUUCGUUUUCUCUAGCCAACGGAUGGGGCCAGGUUGGUAUCUUCCUUGCCAUGACAUUAUAAUAUAUUUGUACUUUCUUACGAGGAAUUGGACAGAAAUUGCAGCAAAAUUUUGAUUAACCACCUUUGGUCACUUUUUGAAUUUUACACUAAUGCUUACUGAAAGCAAGUAAAAUUGCAGCACGUGAAGCUGAAGCCCUGAAACUCUCAGUCAGAAUAUUUGUGUUUGACAAUGAACACCCUGUUCCACAAGUAUUCCCGGAUAUUGAAUUUCAACGAUUUAUUUUAGCAACCUAAGUUUCCACAGCCUGGUUCUAAUGUUACAACAGAGACCACGCAUGCAUUUAACACAUCCCAAAAUAGGCCCAUUAAAACACAUACACAAGGGCUGCUUCAUUUGUGACACACACACACAUACACACACACAGAGAGAGAGAGAGAGAGAGAGAGAGAAGUAUGUACAAUGUCACAUUACAAUGCCAGGUAAUUAUUAUAAUUAUUAUAAGGGUAGUCAAAUGGUCAGUCCAACCACCACAUGGCUGUAUCAGGCAGCUAGGUUCCAACUCCAUCUGAGGCUCUUCCUUCCUCCCAGCUACCAACUGACAUUGAUGAGACAUCAGAGUAAGGAAUGAUUCCAAGGUGCCUAGAACCAAACCCAACCAAGAAUCCUCUCCUAUUGUACUUUAAAUGCCACCCACUGCUUUGGGAGCUGGUCACAGUGGAGGGAGGGAAAACAACUUCACUGUUCUCUCAGGUAAUGUGAACACACCCCAAGUCUUCAGGAACCAACAGAAAACCCAUCUAAACCAUGAGAGUUGGUAAUCUGUUGUUGUUAUUAUUAAUUUUCACACUGAGAAUUGUUUUCAAGCAGCUGUGCCCUUUCCUAGUAGCUCCCAGUUUUACCCCUGCUGGCGCGUGGCGAAAACGGAGAGAGCAGGCUGGUUGAGUUCAGUCCAUGAUAUUUUAAUAAUCACCUAAAUAAAGUGUUUUAAGCUUAGUACGGCAGAUUAGUCAACUUGAGAGGCUGCGGCAACACUCGGAACCUUCCUGGUAACAGAUUUAGCAGCGGGGUUUAUCCUCACAUUUUUUUCCAAAGGUCAAGAAUGCUGUCAUAUUCUGUAUGAGUAUGAUUGAAGCUCAAACCAGGGUAGUCAUUUAUGUAAGCUAAAGCAGAUGAUGUCGGUGUCACUGAAAUGUAGUGUCAGUAGAUAAGCAAACGAUGAGCAUAGUUAAUGCGGAGUGCUAUUUAGAGUGUACUGUAUCAGAAAAUCUGAAAGUCCCUAAAACUAUAAGUACAGCAGGAUCAUCCCCUACCAAUCCCACAAAUAGUGAUGACCAUUUAUUCAUUUAUUUUGGCAAGUGCUCCACAAAUGAAUUCCAGAGGCAGUGCAAUAGACAGCUCACUUCACCCCCAUGCCUUGGUGUGGUUUUUUGCUCCCAGUCUAUGAACUAGGGAACAUCAGGCUUGAGCAGAGGGAGAGCAGGGAAUCUGAGCUACUCCACUGGCUUCGCUGAGACCGCAGCCCCAUUUGGCUCCUGUUUCCAGUUCACACUGCCAUUAUAAAAGUACUAAAAUAAAACUUUAAGAAGUGGAGUCUGUUUGCCUCUUUCUACUUCAUCUCCUUUCAUUUUAGGUGUUGUGUCUUUUAGACGCUAAGCUUGUGAACAGAGACUAUGUUGCUUUUUAUGGAUUAUGAUCAAACCUUUUCAGCUGAAGAGCAGGGGAAAAGUAUUUAAACGAAUAAAAGGACAGCUAAUAUGCUGGAGAGGGGGGAAAGAGUAUUGACCGGACUUGGUGACACAGCCAGACCUUUAAAUCCCUAAACAGCCUCAGCCCAGUAUACCUGAAGGAGCGUCUCCACCCCCAUGGUCCAGGCCAGACACUGAGGUCCAGCGCUGAGGGCCUUCUGGCAGUUCCCUCCCUGCAAGAAGUGAGGUUACAGGGAACUAGGCAGAGGGCCUUCUUGGUAGUGGAACGCCCUCCCAUCAGAUGUCAAGGAAAUAAACAACUAUCUGACUUUUAGAAGACAUCUGAAGGCAGCUCUGUUUAGGGAAGUUUUUAAUGUUUGAUGUUUUAUCACUUUUUUAUUAUAUUAUUACUAUCUGUUGGGAGCCACCCAGAGUGGCUGGGAAAACCCAGCCAGAUGGGAAAGGUAUAAAUAAAAAACUAUUAUUAUUAUU